Molecule: messenger RNA, 2200 nt
Organism: Anopheles maculipalpis
Lineage: Eukaryota; Metazoa; Arthropoda; Insecta; Diptera; Culicidae
Gene: kat-60L1
Product: katanin p60 ATPase-containing subunit A1
Exons: 5
Coding region: 1-2187 (728 amino acids)
Biological process (GO): microtubule severing
Cellular component (GO): microtubule cytoskeleton
Molecular function (GO): microtubule severing ATPase activity; ATP binding; ATP hydrolysis activity
Source: RefSeq, a predicted model, not a curated record
AUGCUGGUACAGUACGGUGGUGGACGUAACGGUAGCAACAGUGCGAUGAACGAGUACCAUCACGGUUACCAUCCGUCGCACGGUUACGCACCGCAACCCUACGAACCGCCGACCCACGGCCACGUCGGCACCGGUAAUAAUCUGCUCGAGGCGGCACUCGGCCGUCCCGGUCCGGCCGUUACACAAGGUAGCACAAAUCACCACAACCCUUCUAAUGCAAGCACGUACAAAAUGUCUCGUAACGUUUCCAACUCGCACCCGGCCCUGGAACGGUCCGACGUACACGUGGAAUACGAAGUGGCCGUCCCGAUACACAGCAUCGAGUCGAUCCGGCACACGCCGUACCAUUCGCUAUGGAAUCUGCACGAGUGUUCCGCACCAUCCACGUCCGGCUUCCAGCAUAUGGCCCGCAUGAUGGACACAUUGAUCCUGGAUAAUUUGGCACCAUUUGCUUUUACGAAAAUCACCACCACGCACCGUCCGACAAGGAUCGGUGGUGGUGGAGGUAGUGGAAGUGGUGGCAGUGGAUCAGGCAGUAAUGGCGUCCCCGGUGGAGGCAGUGGUUCUGGUGGGGGAGGCAGCGGUGGUCUCAUUGACCAUGCUCGUACUGUCGGACCGCUGGGAGGAAUGGGCCAGGAAGGGAUGCUACGAAACGGACCGGGUGGCCAUGGAAGCGGCGGCGGCAUGGGUGUGAAGAAGGCAACCAGCACCAGCAACGUCAGCAAUCUGAUCGGAGCGGGGACGGUUAGCACGUCCACGAUUCGGGUGAACCUGCAGAAGAACAAAAUACCGACACAAGGUCAGUGCGGUCCGCUACCUGGUGAGGUCCAUCCAAACCCGCGCCAUGCGAAUCUUGCCUCCAAUGCAUCCUCACCACCAACGGCAACCGAUUCUCGCUGGAUAUCGUCACUUCGCCGACGCGAUCCGGAACUUCAACCGACACUGCCCUCUAUCAAUCACUCCAAUCACCACAGUACCUCAUCGCUGACCCAGCAAAAUAGCAUCGGUUACACUAGCUCCUCCAACACGCCGAACACGGAUCGGCGCAGCAGUCGUACCAGUGGACAAAAGUCGUCCCUUCGCAAGAGCCGUUCGGUCGAGCGCAUUCGGGCCCGCAAGUUGGCCACCUCAAAGAUCAAGGAGCGCCCCAAGAAGUCAUCCUCCGAAGAAGGUGGCGGUUCGGACGAUCAGGAAGUUACCUCAGUGGAAGAGAACUCUCCACAGCAGCAACAUUCGCCGGUGAAGCGUAUUGACAAGUCGAAGAUGUUCAAUCCGAUCGGCUACGAACCGCAUCUGAUCGAUACGCUCGAGAAGGAUAUGCUGCAGAAAAACCCGAACGUACAGUGGAACGAUGUGGCGGGGUUGAAUGAAGCGAAAGCGAUCCUCCAGGAAGCGGUUGUACUGCCGGUGAUACUGCCAGACUUCUUCCGUGGCAUUCGUCGACCGUGGAAGGGUGUGCUGAUGGUUGGGCCACCCGGUACCGGUAAAACGAUGCUUGCGAAAGCGGUCGCAACGGAAUGUGGGACGACAUUUUUCAACGUGUCCUCCAGUACGCUGACGUCCAAGUAUCGAGGCGAAAGUGAGAAGUUGGUACGGUUACUGUUCGAGAUGGCCCGGUUCUACGCACCGAGCACGAUCUUUAUCGACGAGAUCGAUUCGCUGUGUGCGUGUCGGGGUAGCGACUCGGAGCAUGAGGCUAGCCGGCGCUUUAAGGCAGAAUUGUUGAUACAGAUGGAUGGAUUGAAUGCAGCCAACGAUGAUAAGGUUAUCAUGGUACUGGCUGCCACGAAUCAUCCCUGGGACAUUGAUGAAGCCUUCCGACGUCGGUUUGAGAAGCGCGUCUACAUUGGUCUUCCGAACGAUAAUACUCGCAAGGCACUGUUGGAGCUAUGCCUGAAGGGAGUGAACAUUUCACCGGACUUGAACACGGACACGAUCACGGAACAGUUGAACGGAUACACCGGAUCCGACAUUGCGAACGUUUGUCGGGAUGCCGCAAUGAUGGCCAUGAGGCGACACAUCAACGGGCUGAGUCCGUCCGAAAUCAAGAUGAUACGCCGGGAGGAAGUUGAUCUGCCGGUAACGGCACAGGACUUCCAGGACGCGAUGGUAAAAACGCGCAAAUCGGUCUCGGCAAACGAUGUCGCUCGCUACGAAACGUGGAUGGAUGAGUACGGAUCGUGCUAGUGUUACGUGUAGG